UCGGACCCGCGCCCCUGCCCCGGGCCGCCGUCGGUGGGCAGCGCCCGCUCCAGCGUGUCCAGUCUCGGCUCCCGCGGCUCGGCCGGCGCCUACGCCGACCUGCUCCUGCCCGGCGCCGGCCCGGCGCCGGCUCGCUCCCCGGAGCCUGCGGGGCCGGCCCCCUUCCCCCUGCCUUCGCUGCAGCUGCCCGCGGGCCGGGAGGGCGGCCCGAGCGCGGCGGAGCGACGGCUGGAGGCGCUAACCCGCGAGCUGGAGCGGGCGCUGGAGGCGCGCACGGCGCGGGACUACUUCGGUAUUUGCAUCAAGUGUGGGCUUGGCAUCUACGGGGCAAGGCAGGCAUGCCAGGCAAUGGGGAGCCUGUAUCACACAGAUUGCUUCACCUGCGACUCCUGUGGGAGACGACUUCGAGGGAAGGCGUUCUACAACGUGGGUGAGAAAGUGUACUGCCAGGAGGACUUCCUGUACUCUGGGUUCCAGCAAACAGCCGACAAGUGUAGUGUGUGUGGACACCUCAUCAUGGAGAUGAUCCUGCAGGCCCUCGGGAAGUCCUACCACCCAGGCUGCUUCCGGUGCUCAGUGUGUAACGAGUGCCUGGACGGGGUGCCCUUCACUGUGGAUGUGGAGAACAACAUCUACUGCGUCAGAGACUAUCACACGGUUUUUGCACCGAAAUGUGCCUCCUGUGCCCGUCCUAUCCUCCCUGCACAGGGCUGUGAGACAACCAUCCGUGUGGUGUCCAUGGACAGAGACUACCAUGUGGAGUGUUACCACUGUGAGGACUGCGGGCUGCAGCUGAGUGGGGAGGAUGGACGCCGCUGCUACCCCCUGGACGGCCACCUGCUGUGCCGCCGCUGCCACCUGCGGCGCCUCAGGCCCGGGCCCCUCCCCUCACCUGCGGUGCACGUCACGGAGCUCUGAGCCGGGAAAGGAGCCCACGCUGUGGACCCGCGUGCGUGCGUGCGUGCGACAGAGAGCGCCCCGGGGCGGGACGGGUGACCCGGUCGGCGUCGGAGCUCUGUGUCCCACGGGGGGCGCCGCUGCCGCGCUUCCGCCUCACCCCCACCCACGUGCCACCAAGCUGCUGUCCGAGGGGCCGGCCCCGCGGCGUAGCUGCUUCUAUUUAUUCACCGUCUGUGCCUCCUCCGGCCGCUCCCUUCCUUCCAGCCCCUACCCCCUCGCCCGCCCCCCACCCCCCACGCCGGCCUUGCGUUCCCGGGGCUGCUGCGCGCCGCGGCCCCGGGCGGGCUCCCAGACCGCCGUGGGGCACCAGCUGAGGACGCCGCCGCCUUCGCCUUCGCGAGCAGGGGCGCGGGCCGCCUUCUUCCUCCUCCUCGCACUGGCCUGGGGGCGGGAGUGUUUCCUUGUUCAAAAGGGGCCCCGCCUGAGAUCGCUCCUCGGGGCCAGGGGUGGUCUGGCAGGUGGCGGUUGACGGAGGGCACGCGUGUUUGUGUGUCUCAUAAGCGCCUUUGGUGGGUGGGAAGGGUGUCCUUUUUGGGCGGGGUCACAGGAGAGGGGAGACGAAUGACACCUUUGUGGAGUGGGGCCCUCGAAGGAGCCCUGCCUUUGGCCACCGGGAUUCUGAAGGGUGUUUUCAGCCACAAUCCCGCCCGGGUCUCCCCAUCCCUCCCUCCUGGCUUGGGGUCCGCUUCCCCCUCGGCCCCCCUCCCCUCGCCAUCCUUCAGCCUUGGGAAAAAGAACCUUCUCACGCAAAAUUUCCAGCCACAGGGCUCGGUCGAGAGAGACCACGAGAGGGCGCCCUGUCCCCGUGGCAGGGAGAACACCUGUUGCAGGAAAGCACUCUGUAUCGGGCUCCACGACAAAAGCGUAUGAUUUGACUUAAAUUAAGUUUUUCCUUUGAGAAUAUUUUCAUUUUCUUUAAAAGAAUAUAGUUUUCUUCUAAAAACUUG
Molecule: messenger RNA, 1907 nt
Organism: Herpailurus yagouaroundi (jaguarundi)
Lineage: Eukaryota; Metazoa; Chordata; Mammalia; Carnivora; Felidae
Gene: WTIP
Product: WT1 interacting protein
Exons: 8
Biological process (GO): regulation of DNA-templated transcription; cytoskeleton organization; response to hypoxia
Cellular component (GO): transcription regulator complex; P-body; nucleus
Molecular function (GO): transcription corepressor activity
Source: RefSeq, a predicted model, not a curated record